GAAUGAGUAGGCGUUAGGGGGGUUUGUGGGGAGAGAAGGUGAAGAAAGGUUGAAGGUUCUUGUGGUUCACAUCCUCAAACCCUUAUAAUGCAGGCUGUUAACUCAGCCUCACUAAACCCCUGGAUUGGGGUUUAGGAAAAAUAGGCUAGGAAACUGAGGCAGGAGCAUGGAAGUCGAAAAACAAAUCCCAGAAGCUUCUAUGUCCGGCUGUUUCCAGGGUGGGGGGAGGGAAUAGAAUGCCAGGGAUGAGAGCCCAAAUGAACACCCCCCACCCCUCUGCUGCCCAUCCCACCGAGGUCUUUGGGGCCUUGGGGCUCCUAGGGGAGAUGCCUGAGUUGGACUGGAGGAUGUUGCAGCUCAGAGGGAAAUAGGAUCACCUGAGAGAAGACAAAGCUGCAUUUGUGAUGGUCAAAAGGAGGGUUCCUAGAGGGCAGGGAGAAGAGAUGCCUACUCAGAAAAGAGGCACAUCUAGAAGGGUGGGAAGCUCAGCCCACGGAGCACACCCAUCCCCUGGGAGUUGGCACCUCUUCCUCUGUCUUCCUCCAGAUCCCUCUUAUGCUCUCACUCCUGGGAGCUAGGACUCAGGGGUCUCUGUCCUUAUGGGACCCCACCAUCCUAUAUGUUUCAGUUCUGCCUCCCUUUAGAGCGGUGAGGGAAGAGAGGUUCUUAGGGAGACAUGGAAAGCUAUUGGAGGCUGUGGCCUUCAAAGGCUCAGGGACCUGAAGUGUCCCCAUUCUAGUCCUCUGGAGUGGGAAUGGGGGCGAGGAUGGCUAAGCCAAGCCAGCUCCAUGUGAGUCCAGGAAGCAGGGGCCAUAGUGGGUAGGAGGUGGAAGCAGAGAGGAUCAGGGCCUCAGGACUCUUUCCCACGUGCCUCUUCCAGCGGGAAUCUGUCAGAUUCUGCUCCUUCCUUGACCCUCAGCUCCCUCCCAAGGCCAGAGAGAUGACAGCCGUGAUUCUUAGACUCCUUCCUACCAUCACCCUGCUUCACUCUUGGGAUAGAGAAACUCCCUCAGGCCACCCUUCUCAGGUUCACCACCCUGUGUGAUCCCAGAGUCUGCAAGGUCCCCUCCAGAUUCCCAGGCUAGAAGAGACUGUCCCUGCCCUGGCACCUGAGAACAGCUUCAGAAUUGGGCUGAACUUCAGUGCCCAGCCCACCCCCUUGCCCUCUCCCAGGUUCUCCUUCACCCCCUGCAGAGCCAUGGGCUCCCUCUAUCCUUUGCAACCCCCUAAGAAUCUUUCCUACUUGUCCAGGUGGAGUGAGUCUGAGGCCAGCAGAUGAACAGACAGAAACUGAAAGAUCCCCAAAAAGGAUGAGUGAGAGGGUUGCGCGGAACUGGAGCACAGGCGGCUGGCUGCUGGCACUGUGCCUGACCUGGCUGUGGACCCGCCUGACCUUGGCUGCCUUGCAGCCUCCCACUGCUACAGUGCUUGUGCAGCAGGGCACCUGCGAGGUGAUUGCGGCUCACCGCUGCUGCAACCGAAACCGCAUCGAGGAGCGCUCCCAGACGGUGAAAUGCUCCUGUUUUUCUGGCCAGGUGGCCGGCACCACGCGGGCAAAGCCCUCCUGCGUGGACGCCUCCAUCGUCCUGCAGAGAUGGUGGUGUCAGAUGGAGCCCUGCCUGCCGGGGGAGGAGUGUAAGGUGCUCCCGGACCUGUCGGGAUGGAGCUGCAGCAGUGGACACAAAGUCAAAACCACCAAGGUCACACGAUAGCUCUUGGGGGUCACGGCCUGGACAAGAAAGGCUUGAUUGAGCCAUGGACUGAAGAUUGGUAUCCGGUCAUCAGCCAGGAAAGAUGGGGAUUCACUUACAUGCCUCAUGCCAAAUGCAGCAUCAGUCUUUCCGGGGCAUUUCAGUUAAGCCGCUCAGCAGAUAUGGAUGGAUCUGCAACCACAUACCUGGUGUGGAGCUGGGCUUCUCUGGAGAUACGAAGGUCAACACACAAUUCCUGCCCUUAAGGAAUGUCCAGUUGAAUUGGAGAGUUGAUGACAGACAAUUUAGAUAAUUUAGGUUAAAGUACUUGAUACCAGACCGUGGCUUCUGGGCCACAUGCUAUGGCAUGAUGGGGGUUUGGGAAUGAGAUUCCCACAGUUCUUCAGAUACCCCGUGGCCACAGGGCAUAGAGACAGGAGGUCACAUUCAGCACCCACCACCUCCCUCUUUCGCAUCAGUUCUGAAUCCCCAGCAAGCUGCUAACAUGUUGCAGGAAAACAUUCUCCCCUUAUCCCAGACCAGCGGUAUCUCAUUUGGAUGGGAUUGGAUUGACUUGGGGAAGGAAAGUAAAAAUAAAGCCAAAUAACUUCCCA
Messenger RNA from Macaca mulatta (Rhesus monkey), 2305 nucleotides. The record is from RefSeq and is a predicted model, not a curated record. NCBI's taxonomy places the organism in Eukaryota, Metazoa, Chordata, Mammalia, Primates, Cercopithecidae.